Dibothriocephalus latus is the source of this 492-nucleotide messenger RNA. The record is from the annotation of a GenBank genome assembly. Lineage: Eukaryota; Metazoa; Platyhelminthes; Cestoda; Diphyllobothriidea; Diphyllobothriidae.
UCCCCCUACUUUGGUGAAGCCUCCGGUCGUCAUACUCGCGACGCUGAUCGACAACUGGAGGCAGACAGUCUGUCCUUGUCUGUCGCCGAUGCUUCUUUUCUGUACGAGUCUCGUUCACCCACAGCCCUUCAUCGUGUCUCAAGUCUUUCUGCGAAUCACACCUUCUGCGCUCCGCCGACCUCGGCGGUUGCCUCUCGGUCGCCCAACGUGCACACGCCCCUUCUAGUGAAUUUUAAUCUCUCAGGUCAACUGGAAGUACCAGCUAAACCCGGUCGACGGAAGAAACUUACCUGGGAGCCGCGUUUCGCCAAGGCAGGUUUCUUUCCCCUCCACAUUGUAAAACAUGCCCUCUUGACCUGUAUAGAUGUUCAGCUAAGAUGCGGUUUUAUUAUUUCUGAUACGAGAUUUCACACAACGAUCCCAAGGAACGAGGCCCAAUACUGUUCCCAGAAUAGCGCCAGCUGGUGUUCAUUUUGCUCUUCUGAGCUCUAG